Messenger RNA from Humulus lupulus (European hop), 2462 nucleotides. RefSeq lists its product as uncharacterized. The coding region runs from base 106 to 2322 and encodes 738 amino acids. Lineage: Eukaryota; Viridiplantae; Streptophyta; Magnoliopsida; Rosales; Cannabaceae. The transcript has 2 exons. The record is from RefSeq and is a predicted model, not a curated record.
AAUUUAUGUAGCAUUAGCACCUGUGAAAUAGCAUCACUCUUCGUCGUCAGCCUAAAUACAAAGAGUAAGACUUAAAGACCGAUUGCAGUUGACUGGAGAUAUCUCAUGAUUCAUUCGAUGCCAUUCGUUAUUCCAAAGAAGGUGAAAAAGCUAUGGGAUGCAUGGGACCUGAGGCUGUGCAUCAUCAUCAGCCUCUCACUCCAAGCUUUCUUGUUAUUGUUGGCACCUUCUCGUCAACGCUCAAGAAGCAACCUGCUCGCCAGGUCUGUCUGGGCCUCUUACUUGUUAGCCGACUGGAUUGCUGCUGUGGCCAUAGGACAAAUCACCAAAAGCCAUGGAGACCCUGGCAAACACGAAGGCAACGACGACCUUUUCGCCUUGUGGGCCUCGUUUCUUUUGAUGCAUCUCGGCGGACCUGAUGGCAUUACAUCACUGUCUCUCGAAGACAACGAGUUAUGGAUCAGACACCUAUUUGGACUCAUUCUGCAAGUUAUGGCAGCUCUUUAUUGCCUCAACUUGACGCUCUUCAAGAACAAGAUUUUGGUUCCUAAUAUCUUAGUAUUCAUUGGAGGGCUCAUCAAGUUUUCAGAGAGAACUUGGGCUUUGCAUAGAGCAAGCUUAGUCCGCUUCGGAGCAACCGCUUUGCCAGAUCCAAACCCCGGUCCAGAUUACCAAGAAGCUGAAAAAGUAUACUCUGCAACAAGGUCUGUCCAGGUUCAAUUUACGAUAGAAGAAGUGUUGACCAACACCAUGUCUGAUAGUGCUAGUACUGAACCUAUUUCAGCCAUUCAAGGACCAGAUCCGCAGUACUUCGAUGAGAUGAACUUGCUAAGAGUAGCAUAUUGCUUUUUUGGAACCUUCAAAGGACUCAUUGUCGGGUUCCUUCUCAGCUCCAAACAUCGAAAGUCAAGUCGAAGUUAUUUUCUCAACGAAACUGCUUCUCGUGCAUUUAGAUUGGUGGAGUACGAGCUCAGCUUCAUGUACCAAGUUCUCCACACUAAGGCCAUUGUAAUACAUGGAAGACUCGGUUACUCGCUUCGAUUCAUUACUAUUUCUUCCACGGUUGUAGCCUUCUUACUUUUUCACUUUACUAAAAAGCAUGGUUAUGGUAAGUUCGAAAUCGGUCUUACUUAUACCUUGUUCAUCGGAGCCAUGGUCCUCGACACCAUUUCUGUUUUCAACCUCAUCUUUUCGGACUGGGUCUUCAUGGCUUUCAAGGAUGAGUGGAUCAUUAAAUUUUGUCCUCAAGCUUUAUUGAAAAUAUUUAGAAUGUCAAGAUGGUCCAAAUCAGUUUCUCAAAAAGACAUAAUCAGUCAUUGCCUUGGACCUAACGUAAUGGGAGGAGCACAAGACUUGGCUAGUUAUCUUCGCAAGUAUGGGAUUUCAAAGACAGUAAAAAGUAGUGUCUUGAGUAAUUUUUCCUACUGGAGAAGAGUCGAGAGUUAUCUUGAGGAUUUUAUUUUCAAUGAGCUGAAGAACAAAUCCAACAAGGCAGUUGAGUUGAGAGAUGCCAUAAAGACAUGUUCACAAAGAGGAGAAGCGGCUCUCUUGCAGAAUCAUUCUAGCUAUAUUAAACUAAAUUGGAGCAUAGCUAAGUUCCAAUAUGCUGAGAGCCUUCUUCUUUGGCACUUGGCUACUGAACUCUGCUACUAUAAGGACAACUCAUCAACUACUACAGAUCACAAAACACAUGGAGAACAAAAUAUCUGGCAGCUCUUUGCUCAACGUUGUUGUCGGACAUGUGCUUGUCAAGGCCACCAGGAGGAAGAUCAGUCAAAGAACAGUAAUCAAGAGAAGUCCAAUGAUGAUCAAUCAAGUGGCAGGUAUAAGAAUAUUUGCAAGGUCCUUUCAAAUUACAUGUUCUAUCUUUUAGUGAACAAGCCAGUCAUGUUGGCACCGGUUCUGGGCAACUGGAACAUAGUGUUUAGAGACACUUGUGCAGAAGCUAACAGGUUUUUCAGAAAGCACAAUCUUUCGAGUCAUGCCGAAGCGUGUGAUCAGAUUCUGUCUGUGAAACCGAAAGUUAGAUCGACGGGUAUGAAGGGUGAAAGAAGCAAAUCUGUGUUGUUUGAUGCGUGUAUACUUGCGCAGCAGCUACAGAAAGAGGACUCCUCGGAGAGGUGGAAGAUAAUGAGCCGAGUUUGGGUGGAAAUGUUGUCGUAUGCUGCCAUUUAUUGUAUGCCAUUCGUUCAUGCAAAGCAACUGAGAAAGGGAGGAGAGCUCUUGACUUUCACAUGGCUGCUGAUGAACCACUUGGGCUUGGGCACCCAAUUUGCCGAGCAAGAACAAGAAGCUGGGACAGACAUGAUGGAAAUCAUUUGAAUAUGGCCCUGGCAUGUAUGUAGUUGCCUUGAUUUAACUCGUUUGUUUUUGUGUACUUAUGGAUAUUAUCCCAAGGGAAAUUGUGUGUGUGCAUGAAUUGAAUUUAGUAUGGCUUAAUUUAAGUGUGUUUUUCUAUCUAA